Messenger RNA from Oncorhynchus nerka (sockeye salmon), 2832 nucleotides. Its product is annotated as histidine ammonia-lyase-like. Gene Ontology annotation, molecular function: histidine ammonia-lyase activity. The coding region runs from base 88 to 1749 and encodes 553 amino acids. The transcript has 19 exons. Lineage: Eukaryota; Metazoa; Chordata; Actinopteri; Salmoniformes; Salmonidae. Gene Ontology annotation, biological process: L-histidine catabolic process. Gene Ontology annotation, cellular component: cytoplasm. The record is from RefSeq and is a predicted model, not a curated record.
CUCUGUCAUUGUCACAGGUUGCUACUUGUCUUUACCCCUCUCUGAUUCUAUCUCUUUCUCUCUGAUAGUUGUUCCCUCUCUCUCCUAAUGGCUGUGCAGGAGCACAAUGACUUUGUCAACGUUGGUAAGGAAGAAACUGCCAUUGGGAAACGCCAGUCUCUCGAUCCCAAAAAGUACCUCUCUCUGGAUGGGAACAGUCUGACCAUAGCUGAUCUGGUCCGUUUGGGGAAAGGCCUGUUCAACAUCAAGCUGACCACCGAGGCUGAAGGGAAAAUCAAUGAAGCCAGAGAAGUGAUAGAAACCAUCAUAAAAGAAAACCGAGUUGUCUAUGGCGUGAACACAGGGUUUGGGAAAUUUGCCCAUAUGCUCAUUCCAAAGGAUAAGCUCAUGGAACUACAGAUUAAUCUGAUUCGAUCUCAUAGUGCUGGAGUGGGCACCCCAUUGAGUGUAGAGAGGACCCGUAUGCUACUGGCUCUGAGGAUUAACGUUCUGGCCAAAGGGUACAGUGGCGUCUCCAUGGAAACGGUCCAGGCUAUGGUCAAAGCCUUCAAUGCCUCCUGCCUGUCGUGGGUGCCAGAGAAGGGAACGGUUGGAGCUAGUGGAGACCUGGCCCCCCUGGCCCACCUCACCCUGGGCCUUAUGGGAGAGGGCAGGAUGUGGUCGCCUCAACGCGGCUGGGACCAUGCCAAAACAGUACUGGAACGUCAUGGACUCACACCUUUGGUUCUGAAGCCUAAAGAGGGCAUCGGUCUGAUCAACGGGACUCAGAUGAUGUCAUCUAUGGCGGCGGAGGCAGUGGAGCGAGCUGUGGGCGUGGCCAGGCAGGCUGACAUCAUCGCUGCCCUCAGUCUGGAGGCCCUGAGGGGCACCACCAAGGCCUUCCACAGCGACGUCCAUGCCGUGAGGCCACACCCUGGUCAGAUAGAGGUGGCUCUGAGACUCCGCUCUCUACUCCACUCGGACGUCUUCCCCUCCCAGAUCUCUGAUAGUCAUAGGACAUGUGACCGUGUCCAGGAUGCAUACACCCUCCGCUGUAUCCCACAGGUUCAUGGGGUAGCUAAUGACACCAUAGCCUUUGUUAAGAGCAUCCUCACCACUGAGCUCAACAGUGCCACUGACAACCCUCUGGUUUUUGCAGAGCGAGGUGAGACCAUCUCUGGGGGUAAUUUCCAUGGAGAAUACCCAGCCAAGGCUCUAGACUACCUGGCCAUCGGGGUCCAUGAGCUGGCCAAUAUGAGUGAGAGGAGGACAGAGAGGCUGAUCAACCCCUCCCUCAGUGAGCUGCCUGCCUUCCUGGUCCAAGACGGAGGCCUCAACUCUGGUUUCAUGAUUGCACACUGCACUGCUGCUGCCCUUGUAUCUGAGAGCAAGGCGUUGUGCCACCCGUCCUCCGUGGACUCCCUGUCCACCAGCGCAGCCACUGAAGACCACGUCUCCAUGGGGGGCUGGGCCGCUAGGAAGGCCCUGAGGGUGGUGGAACACGUAGAGCAAGUUCUGGCCAUAGAGCUGCUCGCUGCCUGUCAAGCCCUGGAGUUUCUCCGCCCGCUCAAGUCCACUACCCCUCUGGAGAAAGUCCAUGAGCUAGUGCGUACUGUUGUCAGGCCUUGGGAUCAUGACCGUCAAAUGAGUCCUGACAUCGAGGCUGCUCACAUGCUCCUCAGGGAGGAAAAGGUGUGGGAGGCGGCUCGGCCAUACAUGGACCAAUACCGAGACAGGCUCGGACUGAAACCACUCCCACUGGAUGACUAGGAUAGUCUAUGAAAAUGACUCAAGACAUUCUGUCCCCACCCAGGGAGGGGGGAGACACAAACUUCUACAGAUGCACAAUCGAGAGCAUCCUGGCGGGCUGUAUCACCGCCUGGUACGGCAACUGCUCCGCCCUCAACCGUAAGGCUCUCCAGAGGGUAGUGAGGUCUGCACAACGCAUCACCGGGGGCAAACUACCUGCCCUCCAGGACACCUACACCACCCGAUGUUACAGGAAGGCCAUAAAGAUCAUCAAGGACAUCAACCACCCGAACCACUGCCUGUUCACCCCGCUAUCAUCCAGAAGGCGAGGUCAGUACAGGUGCAUCAAAGCUGGGACCGAGAGACUGAAAAACAGCUUCUAUCUCAAGGCCAUCAGACUGUUAAACAGCCACCACUAACAUUGAGUGGCUGCUGCCAACACACUGUCAUUGACACUGACCCAACUCCAGCCACUUUAAUAAUGGGAAUUGAUGGGAAAUGAUGUAAAUAUAUCACUAGCCACUUUAAACAAUGCUACCUUAUAUAAUGUUACUUACCCUACAUUAUUCAUCUCAUAUGCAUAUGUAUAUACUGUACUCUAGAUCAUCGACUGCAUUCUUAUGUCACUAGCCACUUUAACUAUGCCACUUUGUUUACUUUGUCUACAUACUCAUCUCAUAUGUAUAUACUGUACUCGAUACCAUCUACUGUAUGCUGCUCUGUACCAUCACUCAUUCAUAUAUCCUUAUGUACAUAUUCCUUAUCCCCUUACACUGUGUAUAAGACAGUAGUUUUGGAAUUGUUAGUUAGAUUACUUGUUGGUUAUCACUGCAUUGUCGGAACUAGAAGCACAAGCAUUUCGCUACACUCGCAUUAACAUCUGCUAACCAUGUGUAUGUGACAAAUAAAAUGUGAUUUGAUUUGAUUUGACCUUGGGCUUGUAGUAGAUUGUUUAACAGGUGGCAGACAAUGUGAGAAGGCUUGUGAACUAUAUUGCCAUUGUAUCUGAGAGGAGGAGGGACAUUUAUGACGAAAUGUGAGGUAUAUAAACAAAUGUACAUGGUAUUAUGACUCAAGUUCUCGGGAAUAAACGCUAUUGACGAA